AGCGCUGGCUGGCAGCGGGGUUGGGGCCGGGGAGGCGGCGGAGGAGGCGUCCCCUCGAGGCGGCGGAGAGAGGAAGGAGGAGGAGGAGGAGGAGGAGGGGGCGGCCAGCCACUCCCCUCCCCCAGGCCGGGAGGGCCGAGGGCGAAGGCAGCCCCCGGCCCGGGGCGCGGCUGGAGCCAGAGUUGGACAGCUUCAAGGAUAUUUCAGAAUGACUCGUCCCAGCUAAGGAGACCCAGAACCUGACAAUUUGCCUAGUGUAGACCAUCUCUUUCCCACCCACCCAGCCAUGAAGAUGUGAUCACUCAUAACAGGGUUUGUUCAUGAAGCCCAUACCAGCAUGCAGGGAGCAGCCGCAGCCAUGCCUUCCCCAUCCUGAGUCAGCCUUCCUCAUCUGUACUGACCUGCAUGGUGUGGGUGCCCUUGGGACAGCCGAGGACAAAUCGCCUGACCAUACUCCGUACGUCUAACAACAACUGCACAAAAAUGUCGGUGGCGUGGCUACUGGAUUGGAGCUGGUCACUGGAUGGACUCAGGGACUGUAUCGCGACCGGCAUCCAAUCUGUUCGGGACUGUGACACCACGGCAGUCACGACCGUGGCUUGCCUGCUGGUCUUGUUUGUAUGGUACUGUUACCAUGUAGGCCGGGAACAGCCUCGGCCCUAUGUCACUGUGAAUUCCCUCAUACAGAGCGCAGAUGUCAAUGGGCUACAGAAUGGUUAUGUGUACUGCCACUCACCCGAGUGUGUACGUUGUACCCACAACGACGGACUUAACCAGAAACUCUAUCACAACUUGCAAGAGUAUGCCAAACGGUACUCCUGGUCUGGCAUGGGCAGGAUCCACAAGGGAAUCCGUGAGCAAGGGCGCUACUUGAAUAGCCGGCCGUCCAUCCAGAAGCCAGAAGUCUUCUUCCUGCCAGACUUACCCACCACUCCUUACUUCUCCCGAGACGCACAGAAGCAUGACGUGGAGCUGUUGGAACGCAACUUCCAGACCAUCCUGUGUGAGUUUGAGACUCUCUACAAAGCUUUCUCCAACUGCAGCCUUCCGCAGGGAUGGAAAAUGAACAGUACCCCCAGUGGGGAGUGGUUCACUUUUUAUUUGGUGAACCAGGGGGUGUGUGUUCCCAGGAACUGCAGAAAAUGCCCACGGACGUACCGUUUGCUUGGAAGCCUUCGCACCUGCAUUGGUAAUAAUGUCUUUGGGAAUGCGUGCAUCUCAGUACUGAGUCCUGGCACGGUUAUCACAGAGCACUAUGGACCUACCAAUAUCCGCAUCCGAUGCCACUUAGGUCUGAAGACUCCCAGUGGCUGUGAGCUGGUGGUGGGAGGAGAGCCCCAGUGCUGGGCAGAGGGCCGGUGCCUCCUGUUUGAUGACUCUUUUCUGCAUACAGCAUUCCAUGAAGGUUCAGCAGAAGAAGGGCCAAGAGUGGUUUUCAUGGUCGAUUUGUGGCACCCGAAUGUGGCGGCAGCUGAACGCCAGGCCCUUGAUUUUAUCUUUGCUCCAGGACGAUGAGUCGGUCUCUAUGCAGGAGUGGGUCAGAGGGACGGAGGCCUGGCCUGGGAAGGGCUCCAGUGCAGUGUGCCCCUUGCUGAGGCGGCACUGCCACGGACACAGACCCGCCUCAGUAGGACACUUUCCUUUGGGAUCAGUACCAUGUUGGAUUUCUCUCUUCUUUGGUUAUUGUAAAUGGAAGUUUCCAGCUUGUAUUUUCUUGGGUUUGUUUUUCCCCCCAAUCAUCUGCUUCAGGGGUUUCUUUUAGACACAGCCAUGCAUCAUUUUCACUCCGUGGCUCUAGGUGCAGUCCUCUUGUUGUGUUAUGUUGCUCCUGUGUUUAACAGUGUUAAGAUUCAGAGUAACCACAAGGUUAUUUGUUGAAUGUCAUCAUGUGAAAUUUCUUGUGGCCAUCUUAAAAACAAAAACAAAACAAAACAAAACAAAAAGACGAGAAACAAAAGCAGAGGGCGGCCAGGCUCAGCUCAGCAGCCGCUGCUGUUCUAAUCAUGACCACAGUGGACCCUUUGCCUGUCCAGGGGCCAGAGGGACACAGCCUCCAGCCCCAGCCCCAUUCUGACUUCAUUCCCAGGGUUCAGAGGCUGCUGAGAACAGGGCAUGGGCAGCUCUCAGGGCCUUGGCAAAGGACACUCCUGUGCAUCACUCCUAAGCUACUGUUUGGCUGGUGAUGGCAAAGGGCAUUUAGAUUGGCAGACCUGGAGACUUUUUAAACAUCACUUUCCUACAGAGCUAAAGCUGGUCCCCUUGGGCCCAGAGGGUGUGAUUCUCUUACCUCACUGCCUACAGAAGCCCCACUGCCAAACUGGGCACCAAGUAUUACCAGGGUGAGUUCUUUUCAACCAGCUCGGAAUAAAGGGAGAUAACAGGUUAGUCAAAAGGCCCCAUGAGGAAAAGGAAUCACUUGGUCACUGAAAUUCUAGGGAAGCCCUUCAACACAAAACUGGAGUCUGACAUUUGACCAAAGUCUCUGUUCUGCUUUGGGGUUUUGUUGCCUAUGAUCCUCAUUCCUUGUCUGUAGCAUCAAUGUUUGCUCUCUGGGUGCCGUGUCACCUCUGUGAACAGCCCAAGCCCAGGCUGGGCUGUUCAGAGUGGUCACUGCCAGAUGAUUUUGACGUGGUGUAGACCAACCCCCCCCAAAGCACUGCUGGCUCCUUCACAGAAGCUCCAGCCUUCGCUGAAGGAUGUUCAGUCCUGCAUCUGGACCAAAGGGUUGGAUGCUGGUCUGGCAGGAUAGGAUUAUUCAAUGGGUAGCUCAAUGGUGAGGAAGCAGUCUCCUGUUGGCUUGUCGAGGGAAGCCUUGCUCACCAGCUGCACUAAAUGCCUUUAUUAAAGAGCAUGUCCUGGUCAGGGUGGAAAGGGAAGGAGCUAAGGUCCGGUACAGAAUAAGCAAGGCACAUUAUCUGCUAGAACAAGCAUGACAGGCCAGAUACCAAUGGGAACAUUCUGAGCGGAUAGCGGCCGGGAAAAA
Molecule: messenger RNA, 2983 nt
Organism: Dromiciops gliroides (monito del monte)
Lineage: Eukaryota; Metazoa; Chordata; Mammalia; Microbiotheria; Microbiotheriidae
Gene: ASPHD2
Product: aspartate beta-hydroxylase domain containing 2
Exons: 4
Coding region: 406-1515 (369 amino acids)
Source: RefSeq, a predicted model, not a curated record